AGACGGGGAGACGGGGAGUCAUGUCAUGGGGGCCAUUGGCCAACGACGACGCCUCGGUGGCGACGCAGACGACAGGGUGUCUCGUCUAGAGCGUUCCCUCCAGGGUUGUUUCGUCCAAUAUCGCCUCAAGACGCUCCAGGACGCCGCGGAAGGAUCCCUGGGGGUUUCACGACCCUGGACGCCCAGGAGUUCCCGCAUGGAACCCCAUCUGCCAAUGGAUGGACGGAUCAGCCAGGUCAAGGUCUUGGCCAGACGCCAUGUGGCAGCAGUAGUCGGCCUGUCAGUGCCAAAUCUUCCGAGCUCAAGGUUUGAAUCUGCGCAAAGUGCUUUUUGUCGAUCCGAUCAGCGUUUGUCCGUUGGUUCGAUGGCCCGCCUCCCGCCACACACGCAUGGGCUGCUCGCUGCUCGCUGCUCGCCGCAGAAUCCCACGGCCUUCGGAAAUGAGAGAAGCGCCGACAGUCUGUCACUCCCCCUCAGCACCGCCUGUCGCAGCAUCCGGACCUAGCCGGUGUUUGACUAGUGUCGAGGCUCGGUUACCGCAUCUGCCACAUCCCGGCCUGAUGUGCCUUGGACGGCAUCAUCCCCGUGCCGUGUGGCCCCUCUCGCAUCAUGCCGGAUCUGCUCCGCGUGCGUGCGCACUGGACCGGGUUGUUGGGAUGCUGCUUCGAAGAUGGGGCACGCUGCUUCGAAGAUGGGGCACGCUGCUUCGAAGAUGGGGCACGCUGCUUCCAAGACGGGGCACGC
Messenger RNA from Ilyonectria robusta, 744 nucleotides. RefSeq lists its product as uncharacterized. The record is from RefSeq and is a predicted model, not a curated record. NCBI's taxonomy places the organism in Eukaryota, Fungi, Ascomycota, Sordariomycetes, Hypocreales, Nectriaceae. The transcript has a single exon. The coding region runs from base 26 to 505 and encodes 159 amino acids.